This is a messenger RNA of Funneliformis geosporum, 730 nucleotides long. Lineage: Eukaryota; Fungi; Glomeromycota; Glomeromycetes; Glomerales; Glomeraceae. The record is from the annotation of a GenBank genome assembly.
AAUUAAGGAGUUAGAUAAAGAAAAGGAGGAGGAGUUGGAAAAAUUCGAGAAAGCAAUAAAAGAAAGAAUGUUAGAUGAUUUGUCGAGUUGGGCAUUGGAUCCCGAAGGUUUUUUUUAUAGAGUAGACGGAGGACUAGAAUCUUUAAAUCUAGGCGGAAUUGUUAGCAAAUGCGUUGGUAUAAUAUGUCUUGGCAACAAGGACUAUAGAAAUGAAAUCGUAAACGGAUUUAUCAAUGAAAUCAAACAGAAUCCCCAAGAUUGGAAAAUAAGAAGAGCAAAACCAGAAGAAACUAUCUAUGCCGAAAUUGAAAAUGCUCUAAAUCAUAAACAAAAUGACAUACCUAUCAUAAAAAAAAAGGAAAAUUAUGUCUGUGAUGCUUGUUGUCAGAAACAAAGUUAUAAUAUUGCUUUUCUUAUUGGUGUUCGUGAUUUCAUUAAUGACACUGAAAUUUUUCUCAAAAGGUUUCGUAGAUUAAUCACCAAACUUCCUAAAUUUUAUGACAAACUUAAAGAUGUUGAGAAAUCCUUAAUUUUAACUGACGAAGAAAAACAAGCGGAAAAGAAAAAUCAUUCAUUCCGAAUUAAUUUUUUGCAGGAAAAAAAUGGUGGUCGACAACGAGAUAACAUUCAUUUAUUUAAACUUUGUCGGAAAUGUCUUGAUGAGUUAGCAGAGAAAGAAAAGGUUUUUUUCUCAGAAAAUCCAGAUGUCAAAAAAGUUGGAGAGAAAUGA